Molecule: messenger RNA, 1217 nt
Organism: Nymphalis io (European peacock)
Lineage: Eukaryota; Metazoa; Arthropoda; Insecta; Lepidoptera; Nymphalidae
Product: inward rectifier potassium channel 2-like
Exons: 2
Coding region: 111-1214 (367 amino acids)
Biological process (GO): potassium ion import across plasma membrane; regulation of monoatomic ion transmembrane transport
Cellular component (GO): plasma membrane
Molecular function (GO): inward rectifier potassium channel activity
Source: RefSeq, a predicted model, not a curated record
UACCGAAGGCUAGUAAUUUCUGGCAUUCGUUUGAGUAAUGCGAUCAUAUUAAUGUAACCUUUAAUAUACUAUUAUUAAUAUAUAGUGGUAGAAAUAGUAUUAAUUGUAAAAUGGAUAGUGAAACUAACAAACAUCACGCUGAUUGCCGAUUUAGAAGGCAUAUAAAACAAAGGAUAUCGAUACGCCGACAAAAUAAACGUGUGGUAUUUAAAACAGGAGAAUUGAACUUCGAAAAGUCAUCCUCUGAAGCUCCAUUUCGCAUAAUACCUGAUGUUAUUUCUAAGUUUAUAAAUGCAAGAUGGAGGUGGAGUCUAAUAUUUUGUAUUCUGGUUUACAUUAUAAUAUGGUUUUUAUUUGCAUCAAUUUGGUGGCUAAUUCUUUAUUUACAUGGAGAUCUAAGAGAAGAAAAUUUGCCCAGUGCUAACAACGGAACAAUUUGGAAACCAUGUGUUCGAGAAAUUUAUAGUUUCACGUCUAUAUUUCUAUUUAGUAUUGAAAUUCAUACCACAAUAGGCUAUGGAAAGAGAGCUAUAACGUUAGAAUGUCCCUCGGCUAUGCUAACUAUGUGCAUCGAAAGUAUAGCGGGACAUUUUACGCAGUCAUUAAUUGUUGCAAUAGUCUUCGCAAAACUAACCAGACCAAAAAAUCGAGCACAAUCUCUUAUAUUCUCAAAAAACGCUAUAAUUAAUCAAAGAGAAACCAAUUUAUGUUUGAUAUUCAGGGUAGGAAAUAUAAGAAAAUCGAGGAUAAUAGCAUCAAAAGUUAAUGCUUAUUUAAUUCAAUAUGAAAGAAAAUCAAAUGAUACUAUAGUGAACAAUGAACAAAUUAAUUUACGCGUAAAAGUUGAUGCAUGUGACGACAUACUAUUUUUAAAUCCAAUAUCUGUUUUUCAUAGAAUUGAUAGUCAGAGUCCUUUCUAUGAUAUGUCUGCACAAGAUAUGUUGAAUUCAGAUCUGGAGAUAGUGGUAGUCUUUGAAGGCGUCAUCGAAUCGACGGGACAGCCUGUUCAAGCCAUAUCGAGUUACACCAGUCAAGAGAUAAUGUGGGGUCGACGAUUUUCACAAUUGAUACAUUUCCAAAAGAAUAAGCGAGGCUAUGUAAAAGAUUUUUCCAAGUUUGAUGAAAUAUGUCCAGUGAAUACACCCCUUUGUACAGCGAAAGAACUAGAUGGGUACUUUGAAAAUAGAAAACGUUUAUCGUCUAUACUUACGUGACUA